CUACUUCCGCUUCCGUGGUCCCGUCGGUCCCAGGCUCCCUCCACUUCCGCUCUUGCGCACCAGGCGGCUGCCUCGGUAGGCGGCAUGGCCUCCUCUCGCCUGCCUCCCACGGCGCUGACGCUGAAGCAGUUCAUGAGAAGGCAACAAGUCCUCCUCCUCUACAGAAAGAUUUUGCGAGCGAUUAGGCAAGUUCCAAGCGAUGCUGACCGAAAGUACCUUCAGGACUGGGCCAGGGAAGAAUUCAAAAGAAACAAAAGUGCCACAGAAGAGGAUACAAUCCGUAUGAUGAUUACUCAAGGCAAUAUGCAGCUAAAGGAAUUAGAAAGGACAUUGGCUUUAGCAAAAUCUUAACUGAAAGGUUUUCAGAUCUCCAUGCGUUUUGCACAGGCUCAAAGCUAGCGUCACAAAGCACCAGUGGCACAUGGAAAGAUGAUCACACCAAUCACGAAUGCUCGUCAAGGCGUUAAUUUCCACUGCAGUGGCUGCGAUUACAAAGUGAACGGAUGUGAAGAUGGGAGCUUGGAACCAUGCAUUGCUCAGGUGAAGGUAGACUAUCAGCAGCCACUUUGGAAAACAGACUGUUAGUUCUUGAAAAGGAACAAGAUGGGGUUGUAACAAAUGGGUCCAUGGCCAAGAACCUGAGUUUGACCCAUGGGACCCACAUGGUGGAAGGAGAAACCACCACAGAAAGUUGGCCUCCAACCUCCACACAGGCACUGUGGCACAUGAACAAAAACCCCAAAAAAAAGGUGACAUAGAGUUACUUCAAACUUCAGCAAGUCUUGGCUUUAACCAAGAGAACUGGAACUAAAGCCAUGCCUAUAGAAAGUGUAUACGGAGUUCAGCAUUUUUUUGUUUUUGUUUUUGAGAUAGGUUUUCACUUUGUAGACCAGGCUGGCUUCAAACCCGGAGAUCCGCCUGCCUCUGCCUCUUGAGUGCUUGGAUUAAAGGUGUGAGGUGUGUGCCACCAUGACUACAUGAGUUCAGCAUUCUUCAUGAUAACCAGAUACCGGAUUCAGAGUAUCCAUUAACUGGUACUUGGGUAUAUCAAAUGUAGUGUGUUGUACAAUAAAAUAUUAUUUGCAAUAAAAAUGAGUGAAGAACUGUC
Messenger RNA from Peromyscus eremicus (cactus mouse), 1108 nucleotides. RefSeq names its product LYR motif containing 2 (gene Lyrm2). NCBI's taxonomy places the organism in Eukaryota, Metazoa, Chordata, Mammalia, Rodentia, Cricetidae. The coding region runs from base 85 to 351 and encodes 88 amino acids. The transcript has 3 exons. Gene Ontology annotation, cellular component: mitochondrion. The record is from RefSeq and is a predicted model, not a curated record.